Molecule: messenger RNA, 2091 nt
Organism: Poecilia reticulata (guppy)
Lineage: Eukaryota; Metazoa; Chordata; Actinopteri; Cyprinodontiformes; Poeciliidae
Gene: igldcp
Product: Ig-like domain-containing protein
Source: RefSeq, a predicted model, not a curated record
CUGAGAGACACUCACACUCGACCAGGAUCAGAGGAGUGCAGAGGUGGAGAAUCAGCUAAAUUUCCAUAAAGUAAACACAAUGAAAAUCAUCCAAAGUCGACUCUGGUCUUUGGUGUUUCUACAAGGUUUCCUUACUGGAAAUUUAGUUGAUUCUUCAGCUCUGCCCUCUGCUGCCAACCCAGUGCCCGUCAUGACCCUGGUGGGGAGCCAGGUGGUCCUCCCCUGCAGCUGGAAGGACUCCCAGAAAGAAAUGGCAGCGUCCGGCUGCCACAUCCAGUGGAUGUCUCCGCCGUACACCGUGUUCGAGCAACUUGGAGAAGACAAGUGGCAGGCGGCGGAGUACGAGGGCCGGGUGGAGGUGCCUCUGGAGAAACUCAACUCCGGGGAUUGUUCCCUGAUCAUCAAGGAUGUUCAGAUCGGAGACACRGGGAGAUACGAGAGCUUCCUAGUGGUGGAUGGUGUGAGGUCCCAAAAGAGCAGAGUUUUCAUUCAGAGUGUCAAACUGUCUGUGACAGACCACAAAUCCCACAAGAGUCUUUACCCAGGGGACGACCUGGUUUUGAAGCUGUACACCCCCCACUCAUUUKCAGUGGUCUUCCAGAGCAGGAACAGUUCAGAGUGGGUGAACUUGUGGAAGAGAGGGGAUGAAAACAACAAACGCAUGGAAAAACAUCAUCAGCUUGAACAAUUAACGAUAAAGAAUCUUCAAUACUCUGAUGAAGGAAUAUACAAAGUUUUGGAUGAGGACGACCUCUCUGUCAGCACCAUCCAGCUGUACAUAAGGGAAAACUCCCCGUCAUCGAGAAUCCAAGAAAAGCAGCAAAAUAUUCUGACAGAUGCUGCAGCUACAAGCAGCUAUUCAGCUCUUCUCUUGUCUGUUCUGCUCUCGUGUUUGCAAAUUAUUCAUCUUCACUGAGACRUAUUUUUUGCAGUGUAUCUAUAAUCAAUAUCUACAGAAUUUAGCACUUUAUGACCAGCAGACAGAGAGGAUUUGUAAGUAGGAGAAGUAACAACAACAAGCCUUGCAAUCCUAUGCAUGACUGUAAACCUGAAAUACUUUGAUUAAUAGUCUGGUCCAUUUCUGAUGCUCAACAUUUUAUAAAUGUCAUCGUGUGUUUUUCAAAUUGAUCAUUUGCUUAUGUGCUGGAGGUCRCUUUCAGGUCAUUCAAAAGAACCAUCUUUUAGUUGAUGUUAGUGGAAAAUAUUGCUGCAKUAUGACGAUCCCUUUUACUAUUUAAUUCAUCCAAACUCACUUACAGUAGGCUAUUUUGCAGCUUCUCAAAAAAAAAACAUAACUACAAUAAAUAAAAUAUGUCAAAGCUUCCAAUCAACUUAAAAAGAUGCAGACUGAUACAUCAGUUAAWUUCAAUAAGUAAAAACAAAGACCUAAGAUCUGUAUUAGGGGAGUUUUCAUCUGUCUAGCAGCAGAAAUGUUCUUUUUUAUAUAUUCCAACUGUUUCGCACAUUUGCAAAGUAUUCAUUGAGCCAUUAAAAAUGUUUGGUUCCAGUUACAACGUUUUGUGAACCACUGCUUGCAAAAUGAUAUAGUUCUGUUUGAGGUAUUGUUUUUAUGUCUAUGGAAGAUAGAAAUAGACAGAGUUCUCUUUAUCUCUAUMUAGUUAAUCUACCCAACAUGUAGCUUUAAAUGGGUGUUUUGGUCUUUUUCCUCCAUUCUAUUAAAUACCAACUCUUUAUAAUCAAUUCAGAGUAAUCAACAUGAGAAACCUAGCUAGUUUCCUAGUUUAUAAAAAAAUGUUUGAUAGUUUUGAAGUGUGGUUUUGUUUCUAGGACAUAAGCAGUUAAAAGCUAACUAUGCUACUUAGCUUUUAUGUUACUUAUAAAAGCUAAGUAACAUAGAAACCAGAGGUUGGCAGUGCAUCAUCAAUAUUCGUCUUUGUGWAACAUUCUGAGAACAGAAAGCUUAUGUGGUGUUGGCAUAUUGACAAAAAAUAUUGGGGUGUAAAAAGUUGAACCCUUAUUUUUUAUCAUUACUUAACACCCUUUUGCYACAGAGCCCCUAAAGGGACACUGAAGGAAGAAAUAAACUUUCUCGCACCAGAUACUAUCUUGGACGCACCACAUGCUUUCUCG